Messenger RNA from Ochotona princeps (American pika), 1077 nucleotides. Its product is annotated as tripartite motif-containing protein 64-like. Bases 1 to 1077 code for a protein of 358 amino acids. The record is from RefSeq and is a predicted model, not a curated record. The transcript has 7 exons. Lineage: Eukaryota; Metazoa; Chordata; Mammalia; Lagomorpha; Ochotonidae.
AUGGAGUGUGGCCACAGCUUUUGCCGACCCUGCAUCUACCUGUGCUGGGAAGAAGGCUCAGCGCCACUCUGCUGCCCAGAGUGUAGGCACAAGUCAGAGAAGACAAACUUUAAAACCAACAUAAGACUUCAGAAACUGGCCACAGCUGUCAGGCUGGACAGAAUGAGGCAGCACCCGAGCUCACAUGGGCAGGUCUGUGGUAUACACAGCGAUGACACAGGACUCCUGGGUGACUUGGACAAGAACGUGUGCUGUGAUUCUGUCUCUGAAUCUUCAGGAGCCAACGGACAUGGCCACAGCCAGAUGCAGUUUGCUGCUGAGGAAUCCAGGGGAACUGUUCUAAAGGAAAUGAAUGCUCUAUGGGAAUUUAUGCAGGAACUGAAAAUCCAUGUUCCUGAGGAAAUAAGGAGGAAGCAGUCCUUUAUGGAGUAUGUGUCCCUAAGGGAGGAGAUGAUCAAGGCACAGUAUCAGAAGAUGCAUAUGCUUCUUCAUGAGGAAGAAGAGCUGCAUCUGCAGAGACUGCACAGCGAAGCACGGGAGCUUUUGCAGCAGCUCCAGGACCAUGAAUCGAGAAUGACCCAACACAUAGAAUGCGUGAAAGAAAAAUACAAAGAGCUGGUUGAGAUGUGCCACAAGCCUGACAUGGAGUUCCUGCAGAAUGUGAAGACGGAAUUGGAAAGAGCAGAGCUCAUGCUGAGAUACAGGCCCCAGCCAGUGGACCCUGUGCUGACUUCUUGGAGCAUCAGUGGACUUCGACAGAUGCUGAAUAAUUUCAGAGGGCCUAAUGGUUUGAAAAAGAAAGUGGCGAGUCGCUACCUACUCCUUUCUGAGGAGCUCAGAUAUCAAAUAUUUGGAGAACACCACGAUGCUGCCAGUCAAGUCCCAAGAGCACAGAGUUUUGUUGCGUGGGGUGCACCGACCUUCCGCUCUGGCAAGCAUUACUUCGAGGUGGAUGUAUCGCACUCCUCCACCUGGAUUCUAGGACUCUGUAGUGAUUCCAGCUUGGAAGACCCCGAUACCAUUAUUAACACAGAGGGUGCAUUUUUCCUUUAUUCCAUGAAUUGCCAGUCUGUUUGA